This is a messenger RNA of Girardinichthys multiradiatus, 2441 nucleotides long. Its product is annotated as acyl-coenzyme A thioesterase 11-like. The coding region runs from base 133 to 1860 and encodes 575 amino acids. Lineage: Eukaryota; Metazoa; Chordata; Actinopteri; Cyprinodontiformes; Goodeidae. Gene Ontology annotation, cellular component: extracellular exosome. The record is from RefSeq and is a predicted model, not a curated record. The transcript is spliced from 17 exons. Gene Ontology annotation, molecular function: thiolester hydrolase activity; lipid binding.
AUAAAUAAAUAAAACUCGAGCUGCACCGCAGUUUGCAGAUUUCGAUGGCUUUUAUUUUGAAAUGCUCGCAGAAACUCAUAACAAAUUUUGUUCACUGUCUAUCUAGUGUUGACUUGUUGACCUGCUCUCAGGAUGACUUCACAGUUGUCAGAUGACCUUAAAGAAGAGGAAGAGGAAGAUGAAGAGAGUUGCGUUAACCCUACGGAGGUGAAAAUGAGUCAGAUAGUCAUGCCCUGCCACUGCAACCAUCGGCAGGAGCUGAGUGUGGGACAGCUGCUUAAAUGGAUGGACUCUACUGCCUGCCUCUCAGCUGAGAGGCUUGCUGGAAGUCUCUGUGUCACCGCCUCCAUGGAUGACAUCCACUUUGAACACACCAUUAGCAUGGGUCAAGUGGUGAACAUCAGGGCAAAGGUCAACAGAGCCUUUAACACCAGUAUGGAGGUUGGUAUCCAUGUGAGCUGUGAAGACCUAUACUCUGAUCGCCACUGGAGGGUGUGCCAUGCCUACGCCACCUUUGUGACCCAGCGAACCAACACUGGACAAAAAGUGACGCUGAAGCCUGUUGUACCUCAGUCCCAGAACGAGCAUGUGGAAUACAGCGUGGCAGCUGAGCGAAGACGGGUCCGGAUGGUGCACAGUGACAUCAUCAAAGAACUCCUUUCCAGUGGGUCUGUAGAGCAGGCUAAGAGCUCUGCAGUGUGCAGCGGGGUGGUAGCAGAGAAGACCAGAGUGGAGAGUGUUGAACUGGUUCUACCUCCACAUGCAAACCACCAGGUGAAUACCUUUGGAGGGCAGAUCAUGGCCUGGAUGGUGAAUGUAGCAACAAUUGCUGCCAGUCGUUUCUGCCAGGCUCACCCAACUCUUCGGACCAUUGACAUGUUCACUUUCAGAGGACCCUCUCAAGUUGGCGACAGACUGCUGCUGAGGGCUAUAGUCAAUAAUGCCUUCAAAAACAGCCUGGAGGUGGGGGUACGUGCAGAAGCCUACCGGGAGGAGGGACCUAACCGGCACAUAAACUCUGCCUUCAUGACCUUCGAGGUUCUUGACAACAGCGGGAAGCCAUGCACUCUUCCACGGAUACGACCAGAACCUCUGGAGGGUGAGAGAAGAUCCCAAGAAGCAAUAGCAAGAAACAAAAUCAGACUGGACAGGAAGUAUAUAAUUUCUCGCAAACAGAGUGAGGUUCCUCUGUCUGUUCCCUGGGACCCCAGGAACCAGGUGUAUCUCAGCUAUAACAAUGUAUCAGCCCUGAAAAUGUUGGCAGCAAAGAAGAACUGGCGCCUCAGCACAGAAAAAGACGGGGUUCGUCUGUACAUCCUGGAGCAAAAGUCAGUGUUGAGUUUCAGGGUGGAAGCAGAGGUGGAUGUUCCUGCUCACAGAGCCUUUUGUUUGCUUGCUGAACUAAGCAACAGAACAAGUUGGGACAUGCACUAUAAGAAAUGUGAGCUGAUUCACCGUGUUGACGAUGAUGACUUUAUUUACCGUGUGGUGACACCAUCAGUGCAUCAAGGUGCAGUUGGAUCCCCCACCUCAUCCAAUCAGGGAGAAAGGGUUCUCCAGGAUUUCAUUCUUUUAGCCUCUAAAAGGAAGCCAUGCGGCCAUGGAGAUCCCUAUGUCAUUGCUCUGCGCUCAGUAUCCCUGGCCACCCAUCCUCCCUUCCAAGGAUAUAACAGAGGAGAGGUUCUGUGUGCUGGAUUUACCAUACUGGAGACCAAUAACAACAUGUCAUUGAUCAGUUACUAUAACCAGGCAUCUCCAGAGGUCCUUCCUUACAUUUCCACAGAUAUUGCAGGUCUCUCUUCCUCUUUCUAUCACACCUUCUGCUCCUGCAGCCAGUACCUGAACAAAAACAGACUGUAGCCUGCCUCUGAGGAGCUCACAUGCAAAUGUGAAACCACGAAAAACAACAGCCCCACCUACCUGCUGUCAGAGGCACUGCACAGCACCCAACUGUAAAAACCAGGCAGAGUUUCUUGGCCAGUUCAUCGGUGUGCUGCUUAACACAUGGUACAGAGUCAAACAAUGCUGUUGUUGGUCUAUCUUGUAAGAGCCUUUUUAUUUUUAGUGUUUAAAAUAAACAAUUGAUUUUUUAAAAAUAAAAUUACAAGUGCAUGACAACAUAACUAGGAUUUCCACAUCACAUCGGCAUGACUCCUCCAGCCAAACAUCCAGUUUUACAUUUUGCCUCUGAACCUUUCAACAACAAUGCUCUGAAUAUGCUCUGAGGAGAUUCAAAUCAUAAACACAAAACUUUUUAAGAUUCUAGGCUGUUGGCUUUGGCUGUAAAUUGAUUUUGUUCUUUUGUUUACUUAUAUUCCAAAUGUGGACAUAUAUUACAGCUCUAAGGAGAGAGGAUGUUUGCUGUACAGAUUCUAAUGCUUUCAAAUAAACUCAUUUUUUACAUGGUAGAGGGAUAUAUCAUUAAAAUGAAUUAAAACUUG